Annulohypoxylon truncatum is the source of this 501-nucleotide messenger RNA. Its product is annotated as NAD(P)-binding protein. The transcript is spliced from 2 exons. NCBI's taxonomy places the organism in Eukaryota, Fungi, Ascomycota, Sordariomycetes, Xylariales, Hypoxylaceae. The coding region runs from base 1 to 501 and encodes 166 amino acids. The record is from RefSeq and is a predicted model, not a curated record.
AUGUCUACCGAAGCUACCGUGAAAGCCUUCUUCAACUCCCCCCAAUUUGCCGUGGUCGGCGCGAGCACGAACCCCGCCAAAUUCGGCCAUAAGGUCUUCACCUGGUACCACGCGCACUCCCUCCCCGUAACCCCCAUCAACCCAGCCAGCACCUCGAUCGAGACGCCCUUCGGCGUGCACCCGACCAUCAAGUCGCUCGCCGACCUGCCGGACCCGGAACACACGUCGCUAUCGGUCAUCACGCCGGCGCCCGUGACGCUGAACGUGCUCAAGGAGGCCAAGAAGCUCGGCAUCCCGGCCGUGUGGCUGCAGCCGGGGACGUGGGACGAGGCCGUGCUGGCGUUCGCGCGAGGCACGGACUCUGAGAAAACCGCUGAGAGCGCCGAGGAGACCCCCGGCUACCAGGGCGCGGUCGUAGCCGGCGACGGUGGCAGCGGGCACGGCGGCUGGUGCGUGCUCGUCGACGGCGAGAGGGGCCUGCGGGCGGCGGGAAAACUGUGA